AUGCAGCAGCCUGAUAACAGCCUGCCGCCCCCCACUGGUCUCGUCCUUAAGUACGUCCUUCUCGGCACCGGCACUCAGAACUACACCUGCACCGUACCUGGAUCUACAGCUGCUCCAGGCACUACCGGAGCUCUUGCUACUCUCUACGACCUGGGCACCAAGCUCAGCAGCGACCCUCUUGCCAAGUGGAAGAUCAACACCCUGUCUGGCCUCACCCUCUCCAUGUCUUCGUACCCUCAGGUCCUAGGCCUCUUCCUCUCCGCGUCUGGCUACAACAACAUCCUCGGCAAGCACUUCUUCUCUAGUGCAGGCGUCCCCACAUUCGCUCUCGAGAACGUCCAAACCAACCCAUUCCCUCAGGUCAAUGGCAAGAAGAACGCCACCAUGACUGCCCCAGCCGACUCUUGCCCCGGGAAGACCAACGAAGGCGCUGUCCCUUGGCUCCAACUCAUCGACGCUGGCGGAUCAUGUGGUGGCAUCAACACAGUCUACCGUCUCGAGACUGCUGGAGGAAGUGCCCCCGCAACCUGUGCCGGCAUCACGACAACCACUUUCGAGGUCGCCUAUGCCGCUCAGUACUGGAUCUACGGUCCCGCCUGA
Messenger RNA from Mytilinidion resinicola, 600 nucleotides. RefSeq lists its product as uncharacterized. NCBI's taxonomy places the organism in Eukaryota, Fungi, Ascomycota, Dothideomycetes, Mytilinidiales, Mytilinidiaceae. The record is from RefSeq and is a predicted model, not a curated record. The transcript is spliced from 2 exons. The coding region runs from base 1 to 600 and encodes 199 amino acids.